Molecule: messenger RNA, 2916 nt
Organism: Penicillium subrubescens
Lineage: Eukaryota; Fungi; Ascomycota; Eurotiomycetes; Eurotiales; Aspergillaceae
Product: ferric reductase family protein
Exons: 8
Coding region: 159-2495 (778 amino acids)
Biological process (GO): intracellular iron ion homeostasis; copper ion import; iron ion transport
Cellular component (GO): plasma membrane
Molecular function (GO): ferric-chelate reductase activity
Source: RefSeq, a predicted model, not a curated record
GCACCUUUUCUCGCUUGGGGAGGGGUUGUUCGAGAACAGCCAGUCUCGGCUCUCGUCUGUAUCUUGUUCCUCUUCCCUGAAAUUCUUUCAUCGCGGGCAUCCAGGUUCGGGGGGAAUCUCUCUUUCCUACUUACCAGCGGGUUUCUCAAUCGGGACUAAUGCAGAGCCUGCCCACAAUCAUGCGAUUCCUCGCAUGGCUAGGCCUCUUCCUUAGCGCUCGAGGCGUUCAAGGCGAGUCCCUUGCCAAAGAUGAGCUCUGCGUGACUGUGAUCUUCUCGGCAUAUAAUUAUAUCUCCUUCCAGGGAGACCCCACAAAGGGAAUGUGGGAUACUCGCUGUCGGAACCCAUACAAAGUCACCUCAAUCUACGCAUCUUCGGAGAUCUACUGCCGCGACGAAGAGCGUGUAGUCGGGCUGGCACAGCUGGCAAAACUUUGCCGGGAGGUCGGCAACGGCGAGCUGCUACCAAGAGAUGCUGUUGCCGAGAAUUUAACAGAGAAGGCUAUCCGCAAUAUGAGAGUUGCGGAUUAUCAAGAGCUGUCGCGGGCAGAUUUCCAGGAUACCCCCGUCCUUCUCUCCUCGGCAUAUUUCCAUCGCAUGUUCAACACAUUAGAUUCUUGGCAGUUUGAAACCUGGUCUCACCAUGCAUUUAGCUAUGUUGGUUACGCCUAUUGGGCUGUGAUACUGCUGUUAGGAAUCCUGUACCGCCUAUGCAGCUCCCCAACCCGCAGCCAGCAACGUGAAUUCGAAGAAUUUAACACACGCCCGCCGAUUGGCACCUGGCAUGAGUUGCCGUUGCUCGGAAAUGCCAUCCAUUGGGUUCAAACACACCUGAUCAUCCCGGCUCCGCUUGCUGGUCGACGGCGGCAUAUUUUCAGCUGUGGAUUCACCUCACGAGUAGAGGCACUCGUUGUAGCAGGGUUCUGGAUACUGAGCAUGAUACUUAGUGUUGUUGGCUACCGGACUUUCCCAGGCAACAUUUACUGGCCCGACGUCACAAGUCAAGUUUUACGCUAUUCAGCAGAUCGGACCGGCAUCAUGUCAUUUGCGAACUUCCCUUUACUUUUCCUCUUCGGUGGACGAAAUAACAUAUUGAUCUGGGCCACUGGUUGGAGUUUUACGACCUUUAAUGUCUUUCAUCGUCAUGUGGCGCGGAUCGCUACAUUGCAAGCAGUGGCACAUUCGGUUCUGUACUUGGUUAUAUAUAUUGCAACUACCAACAAAAUCUGGAAAGAAAUUUCCAAGGCCUAUGUUCUUUGGGGAAUUUUGAAACUAAAAGAUUCACAGGCUUUCGUUCUCAUGAUUCUGGUGUUGAUCACCUCUUUGGAUCGGAUGCGCACGACAUCCUACGAGAUAUUUAUGGUAGCACACAUUGUCUUCUCUGUGGUUACCCUAAUUGGUUGUUUCUAUCACACCAUUGUAUUCGAGGGACACGGGUAUUGGAAGUAUCUGUGGCCAUCCGCGAUAGUGUGGGCAAUUGAUCGUUUCCUGCGGGCCGCUCGGCUAGUUUAUUGCAACGUCCAUAUCAGGCUGUCCAAGCGAAACUUGAUAACUGUCACGGAGAGUCGCAUGACCUAUGACGAAGCCGCCGAUGUCAUUCGAUUGGAGAUCACUCCAGGAAUACCAGGUUUACAAGUUAGGCCGGGAGAUUACUAUUUCCUGUACCAGCCAUUUCGCUUCACCGGUUGGGAGAACCAUCCAUUUACUGUUGGAGCCUGGAGCUACGACGUGGAUCCACUGGGAAUGUCGCUGAACAGUUCUGGCAAGCCUCGGAACUCUUUAGAUAAUACUCAGCUACCACUUCUAUCUGAGAGCUACCCUGAUCGGGAAAGCUGGGACGCAAGAAAAGCGCAAAUCCAAGGAUCUUCAACCCCAAGACUGAUCUUCUGGAUCCGUCCCUAUGAUGGCUGGACACGACGGCUUCGCCGGCAAUGUUUGCGUGCGCCAAACCAGGCUGUGCAUACCACAAUUCUUCUGGAGGGCCCAUACGGACAUAGCUAUCCGCUGUGGAGAUACGAAUCCGUGUUGAUGAUUGUAGGAGGGACUGGGAUUGCGGCUGCGGUGCCCUAUCUUCAGGAUCAUCUCCAGAGAUCUGCCAAUCACUGGUCCAGCACGUCGGAAGAAAAGUCACGAACCCGGGAUGUCGAACUGGUCUGGACUACUAGACGGUCAGCCUUCCUUCGUGACCUUGCCGAUCGUGAACUCCACCCGAUGCUCAGCCGGGAAGACUUCCGUGCGUCUUUUUACGCCACGGGGUCCUCUGAUAGAUUCCGCCAAGAUUUCAAUGAUCUUGGAUAUACUGUCCAGAUGGGUCGACCGGAUCUACAGUCGCUCAUUUUAAGCCGUGCCUCUAAGGCCUCUGCAGCUGGGAUGAAGCUUGCGAUUCUAGUUUGUGGUCCAGCUGGGAUGGCCGACGAGGCGCGUGCGGCAACUCAUCUGUCAAUGAAACAAGGCUACCAAGAUAUCAAGUAUGUACAGGAGUCUUUCACCUGGUGAUGGAAAACAAGGGUCACUUCGUGUGACGUGUGAUGUACCAACAUGAUCUUCGCCCUAUCUUGACCUUACGGUGAAGGAUAUGCUGAAAGGUUCCCACGUCAUGAGAUAAUGAAUCAUGGAGCUCGGGCAUCAGCAAGACUACUAGAAAAAGAAAUGUUGGUUGAGCCCGUGAGUUAUUGCUUCAUCGUAAUUCGCCGAGUACCUCCGAAUUACUCAAUUGUCAUUGUAAGUUGUUGGGAGAUCGGCUUCAUCAGAGCCUCGUAGAGAAGGGAUAAACGUUCCGACGAUACGCACAGUACUGGGGAAGCUUUGCUAUGCGUGACGCAGGAGGUUGUUCCUGCACGUCCCUGCAUGGGUUUAUUGAUUUCAAUUAUUUCCCCCAGUCAAGGGUUGCCACCAAUCAAGUUGGUCUGAAUGCCGG